UGGUAAGUUACGGCGGCUGAGAAACCUCCAACUGUCUGGUUCAUCGGGGCAUCCAGUUGAUCCGGAAGUCGACCUAUAUAAUUAACAGCUCCCAUUGAAGAACCUCAUCAUUUGUACACGAUCGCAGUACUAUAUCAAUAUAUACCCCUGGUUCGUUCACACCUAAGCUCCAUUCUAGACAAUGAUAUCCUUCCCUUCCAACUCAUGGCAAUCCUCGUUCAUCCAAAAGAAAACUUCCCGACGUCCAAGAAAUGAUGACGACCCUUCUCACGGACGCGCAGCAACAGCCAUAACACCCCGCCUCUAUCUCACCGACUUAUACACUGCCCGCUUACCAGGCAACCUCACACGCCUUGGUAUCACGCACAUCGUGUCUGCUAUCGAUUUUGAUAUCACGGACGUGUUUCCCCAGCAUGUCCAGGUCCUGCACGUUCCUGUGCGCGACUCAGCCGAUGUGCAGAUUUGCGAAUGGUUCGAUCCUGUCGUGAAGUUUAUCAAGGAGGCGUUGGAUAAGGAAGACACGAAGGUUCUGGUCCACUGUUUCCAGGGGAUCUCGAGGUCACCUAUCUUAAUUUGCGCUUAUCUCGUCGCAACGACACCGAUGCGUGCUUUAGAUUCCAUUGAGCAUGUCCAAGCGAAGCGUGGAAUAGUUUGCCCCAAUAUUGGCUUUCGCCGCCAGCUCAUCAUUUGGGGUCGUCAGUUUGAAGAGGUUAAGAUCCGGGCCGAGGAGGAGCGCCGCCGAAAGAGGCGAAGUAUCAGUGGUGUAACGGAGGUGCUAGCCAAAAUGGUCAGACGGUCCAAGUCUGCACCUGUGCCUGCCCCAGCACCGCUAGAAGACUUAGAGGAAAUGUCUAUCGAAGGUGCAAAGGUAGCUUCCCUGAUGGAGGCGAAGACGGUAGCACUAGGAACCUUUCGCAAGACAAAAAAGACAGAAGAAUAAUGUUCAUUCGCGUAUAGCAUGUCUUACUAUGCCAUACCCUGCGGUAUGCCACGCUAUUCGUCCUGGUACUGCACCUGCAUGUAGCCACCUUCGGAAAUUGUUCAUGCAUUUGCAGGACUGAGGGAUUCACAAACGCU
This is a messenger RNA of Suillus paluster, 1077 nucleotides long. RefSeq names its product protein-tyrosine phosphatase-like protein. Gene Ontology annotation, molecular function: protein tyrosine/serine/threonine phosphatase activity. Gene Ontology annotation, biological process: protein dephosphorylation. Gene Ontology annotation, cellular component: cytoplasm. Lineage: Eukaryota; Fungi; Basidiomycota; Agaricomycetes; Boletales; Suillaceae. The transcript has 4 exons. Bases 182 to 940 code for a protein of 252 amino acids. The record is from RefSeq and is a predicted model, not a curated record.